Molecule: messenger RNA, 4748 nt
Organism: Thunnus maccoyii (southern bluefin tuna)
Lineage: Eukaryota; Metazoa; Chordata; Actinopteri; Scombriformes; Scombridae
Gene: dpys
Product: dihydropyrimidinase
Exons: 9
Coding region: 949-2439 (496 amino acids)
Biological process (GO): pyrimidine nucleobase catabolic process
Cellular component (GO): cytosol; cytoplasm
Molecular function (GO): dihydropyrimidinase activity
Source: RefSeq, a predicted model, not a curated record
UGUUAUUGCUCCUGGAACAGCAUUUCAGUCGGCUUGUGGCGAAUUGACGCCAAAUGCCAAAUUUGCACUUGGUGAAUAUGCACCACUAAAUCACAAUAUCAGCGGAAAUUAUGAGGACCUUUAGGGGUUUUACAUGUUGAGAUCUGUCUUGUAAAGGAACCCUGUGUCCAGAGUUAGAGUUACAACCUUUUAAUAUUUCAGUUUUGUUGCAUAAAUCUGUUUAUUCCACAAACUAACUGACACCCAGUAGACCUGGAGCCAUGUUUCGAGUUGCCUAGUGAUCCAGUGCUUUAUGAUGAGGCUAGUUUGUAGUUUGCUGUGUGCACUUUACAUCAAGGUACUUGUAGGGGUCAGGGCACAAACACAAUGCAGAGAGAGGAGGGCUCAGGGGGUCAGGGGGACAACAGAUAAUUGUCUUCCACUAUGUUGUAGCCUAUAUGAAUGCUGCUUUUUAAAAAACAGGUUUGUGUUGGCCAAAAUUGAUAACUUCAGUUUCUUGGAGUAAAAAUAAGAUGAAACAUCCAGCUGGAUUAAUUGAAUUAGUUGAACUGGUUAGAUAAUAUGUGCAGCUGCCAAGAUGCUGUGAGUCAUUAUUAUCUGAUUUGAGUUCAUUAUAAUCCCAUCUCAAAAUACUGAAAAGGGCGCAUUGUGGUAAGAGAACUGGAUACAGCGUCGGAGACGGGGCCCAUUCACUCCGCAUGAAGCGCCAUUGAGCAACUUCUUCUAGCUGUUUCCCUGAAUUGAAAGAGUUUGAAAGUCAUGCGCAGUUUCCUUUAUGUGAAAGUGCACAAAUUACGUAAACUUUGGAGCUGACGACGUGUGAAGCAUCUGGACACCACUGCACGGACAGACGAAUCUUCUGCUCUGCUUUCACUUCUGUUCACAUUGCACAUAUUCCUGCAGAUUCUGUCUGUUUUAAAUUUCUAACUCUCAGUUGUGCACAGCAAGAUGGCAGAGCCCAGGGGGAUCCUGAUAAAAGGAGGUAAAGUUGUGAAUGAGGAGUGCUCCGUCAUCGGCGACGUCUACAUUGAAAAUGGGAAAAUAGUAGAAGUUGGACUGAAUCUUCAGAUCCCAGCGGGAGUGCGAGUCAUUGAUGCCACCGGGAAACUGGUGAUCCCUGGCGGCAUUGACACGCACACACACAUGGAGCUGGCGUUCAUGGGCACCAAGGCUGUGGAUGACUUCCACAUCGGAACCAAGGCUGCUGUAGCAGGAGGAACCACAAUGAUCCUGGACUUUGUCAUCCCCCAAAAAGGCAAGUCUCUCCUGGAGGCCUAUGACUGCUGGCGCAACACAGCUGACCCCAAGGUUUGCUGCGACUACUCGCUGCAUGUCGCCGUCACAUGGUGGAGUGACAAGGUCAAGAAAGAGAUGGAGAUUCUGGCAAAAGAGAAAGGAGUCAAUUCCUUCAAGAUGUUUAUGGCCUAUAAAGAUGUGUUCAUGCUGCAGGACUCUGAGCUAUAUGCUGCCUUCUCCCAGUGUAAAGAGAUCGGAGCUAUAGCUCAGGUGCAUGCUGAGAAUGGAGACCUGAUUGCAGAGGGGGCUAAGAAGAUGCUGUCCCUGGGCAUCACGGGGCCCGAGGGCCAUGAACUGUGCCGGCCGGAAGAAGUGGAGGCCGAGGCCACCCAGCGAGCCAUUACCAUCGCUCAUGCAGUCAACUGCCCGUUGUAUGUGGUCCAUGUCAUGAGUAAAUCUGCCGCCAAGGUGGUGUCCAACGCACGAAGAGAUGGGCGAGUGGUGUUCGGGGAACCCAUUGCGGCCGGAUUGGGCACCGAUGGUACUCACUACUGGCACAAAGAGUGGGCCCAUGCUGCUGCCUUUGUCAUGGGUCCCCCCCUCAGACCUGACCCCAGCACCCCUGGGUACCUGAUGGACCUGCUGGCCAAUGAUGAUCUAAGUGUGACGGGAACGGACAACUGCACCUUUUCUGUGUGCCAGAAGGCCCUCGGAAAAGACGACUUCACCAAGAUCCCUAACGGAGUGAACGGCGUGGAGGACAGGAUGUCUGUCAUCUGGGAGAAGGGAGUGCACAGUGGCAAAAUGGACGAGAAUCGAUUUGUAGCUGUCACCAGCAGCAACGCAGCAAAAAUCUUCAACUUCUACCCGCAGAAAGGCCGUAUCGCCAAGAACUCGGAUGCUGAUGUGGUUAUAUGGGACCCCAAGUUGACAAGGAAAAUAUCAGCCAAGACGCACCACCAGGCUGUGGACUACAACAUCUUCGAGGGCAUGGAGUGCCACGGUGUCCCUGUGGUCACCAUCUCCAGGGGCAAAGUGGUCUAUGAGGAUGGGCGGCUGAAGGCGACACCGGGCCAUGGCAAAUUCGUCCACAGAAAACCCUUUUCUGAAUUCGUUUAUAAACGAAUCCACCAGAGGGAGCAGGUGGGGAAACCAGCAGCUGUGAUCAGAAAGCCCUAUGAAGGAAAAGUUAUUUCUAUAUGAACAACUGAUCUAGAACAUGAAAGGCACUUUGGAUCUCCAGCUGCGUGGCAACAGUACAUCCAGGAGCUACCAAAGCCAAAACAACUGUGUAGUUUUUAACAGACACACAUCAAGAGUGGUUUCUACUUCUUUUUUUUUUUAACAUGUGACUGUUCUGCAAGUCGUACAUUUAUUAUGUAGUCAUUUAAAUCAGUGUGUGCAGUAAAGAAGGGGGGUGUUGGUCUUUAGAUCAACUCUGAUCAACAGUGAGAUCAAUGUUCUGUUAGCAGAUGUGUAUUUGUUCAACUCAGUGAGGUUUCCAGGUCAGCUCUGCUCAGUACACAGGUCAGCAGAACCCACUCUGCUGCUCUCACAUACAUUAUGCAAUCAAGUAAUUCACCGUAAGAAAUGAAAAAAGGCUUAUGCAUGAUUUCAUAGCAAAAAAAAAAGAAAUUGUGAUGAGAAAAGAGGAUCUUUUACCACUUUUAUAUUUGUGUAUGCUAGUGUAUUAAUUGUAUUGUAAAAAUCAUUUAAAAAAACCAUGCUUUAGUUGUGAAUGUGCCUGAUUCUACUGUAUCUGAGCCGAACUGUACCCUCGUUUUUUUCCUAAAUGUUUGUUGCCAUUGGCAACAGCGCUGAUUUUUCUUACCCAAAAGCAUCCUUCCCUUUGAUGAAAUAUUCACUAAAAAGCACUGACAUGCGUGAAAGUAUUAAGAUUUACUUUGUUGACCCAGAUUGACUCUGCAUUUGCAUAAUCAGCAGGAUUGCACAUUAUCAUAUUCACUCCAUCUAUGCCCAUUUAUGGACUGCAUUCAUUCCUUCCCAUGGUAAAAAGGUCUGUGGCUGUCACCGAGCAUCAUGUGGCAGCUUCCUAUUGGGCUGAAAUGCUGGCGUGGUAUUAUGGCCACGGGGCCAGUGUAGACAUAAUGUGAGCUUAUCAGGUUGCCACACGGGUCAGUGGCAGCGUGUGAGUCACAGAAGGCCUACUCAUCCUUGAGCUUUACCACUUCCUCCUUCUUGUCUCUGACAGUGGAAGGGAUGGUGUGGCACCAGCGGUAUGGGAUUGUACAGUUGAGACUCUGAGAAUGGGGAAAUGUACCAUACUGGAUUAAGAACAGUCUUCUUCUUCUAGAUCAUAAUUGGAGGACAAAUAUGUAGAAGCAAAACCAGCUCAUGGAAUACUGAGGUGGAGGAACUAAAAUGAGAACAAGUAAUGUGCAGGAAGAAAGAAAAACAGGACCAGAGGCUUUAAAAAGGCUACCACUUUCUGAUAAGGCCCCAAAAUGUUUUGAAUUUAAACUAAUAUCUUCAUUUUGGUUAAUAAAUCAUUUGGUAAUACUUCAUAGACUAGUUAUAAGCUCACACAGUAUUUGGGUUUCCAGGCUGUCUUUUGUAACAAGGCCUUAAGUUUACAGUUUUUUUAGUAAGUCAUCAAUAAAUUACUUACUUUUAUUUUUUGAUUUUACAUUUUUACAAUAAUCUAUCAAGGUGGGGGACAAACUUAUUAAUGACAAACUUAUUAAGUUCUUACUAAUGGCGUAUUAAUGAUCUGUAAAGCAUCAGUGAAUCAUUUUUUAACCAUCAAUAAAGCUACAACUUAUAAAUGCAUCAUAAAGUGUGUCUUAUUACAAAGUGGUACCAAAUGAAGUCAUAUGAACCAACUUAACAUUGAGCGCUCACCACUGCAUAUCUCGCCUGUCGGAUUCUUUAUCACACAUACAAAGAAAGAUAUGUCAUCCCUGUGUUAGGUGAAUACAUUAACACCGGCAAGAUGUUAAUGAGCAGUGACAGUGCGUUUAUGUGGAAAGAGGACAGUACUGUUCACUGCACAUGUAGGGGACAUCUGUCUUGGAUUAUGUAAGCAAAUAUCUGUUCUACUCUCUGCAGGGGAGCAUUACACAUGGAGGUAAUAUACAGAAGCUUGCCUCUGUAUCUCAGGUUACUGGAGAUUGUUCGGUGCUGUAUUCUACACAAAUACAGUAAAGUGCUUAUAAAUAAAAUGAUUCACUGCUACUAUCACACACAAUUUAUAACUGCAAACUUAAAUUAGAGGUACAAAGUAAAACAAAAGAUACAAGUUUAUUUUCUAUAAGAGUAUACGGUAUAUAGGACUUAAAUGUUAUUCCUUUAGUUAGCAUAAUUGUGGCAUCCAUUCAAAAUACAGAGUACAUCUUGUUAUCUUGCAGAUUAUUCUGAUGGUUCUGGGUACAUUCAUCAUAAAAUACUGUCACCUGCCUUGUUAUGUAAUGAACAUGAUGUAAUAUGUAUGUAUAACACCUCUAAUAAGUAAGAUGACAUUUCUAGUUGCAGAUUGCUCAUUAAAGCUAAAC